Messenger RNA from Pseudogymnoascus verrucosus, 2003 nucleotides. RefSeq lists its product as uncharacterized. Gene Ontology annotation, biological process: secondary metabolic process. The transcript has 4 exons. Gene Ontology annotation, molecular function: CoA-ligase activity. NCBI's taxonomy places the organism in Eukaryota, Fungi, Ascomycota, Leotiomycetes, Thelebolales, Thelebolaceae. The record is from RefSeq and is a predicted model, not a curated record. Bases 307 to 1959 code for a protein of 550 amino acids.
UACCAAGCCCGACUAUAUAUCUGAUUCUGGUUAAAUGAUUCUGUUAGAAUUGGCUCCUAUCUGCGCGAGGCUGACAUUUUAAGCACUAGUAGCUAUUGACUUACUGUAUCUACCUAGCUAAUUGGUAGGAACCUUGGAUCCAUAUGCGUACGUGCAUAGGACUAUGCGAGUGCGGAUAUAAGAAUACAACUGAUCAUCGCUAACUUCUCCCAACGUUGUUAACCCUCUAUUCUACAUAAACGCCAUUUUUCUGCCUUUGUAUGCUAUAGUCCGCUAUUCGAAUACCACCUAGCCCUCUUGCUCAAAAUGAUUUACGAAUCUGCAUCCGCGUUGGCCCCAAUCGAAUCCCCAUCGCUGCACGAAUGGGUAUUCGGGUCGGUAUCUGACCCAAUCCCCCACAAGGUCGCAUUCCUUGAUGCCACACGCCCUGAUACCCAUUACCUGACGCUGGCAUCGUGGAGGCAAUGGUCAAAACGUGUAGCUGCUGGUCUGCAAAAGGCUGGCCUGCAACCAGGUGACCGCGUGCUGGUUUACUCCGGCAAUGCGCUCUUCUACCCCGUUAUAUUCAUGGGCAUCAUGAUGGCCGGCGGUAUAUUUACAGGAGCGAACCCUACAUAUGUGGCCCGCGAGCUGGCGCAUCAAUUGAAGGAUUCACAGGCUCGGUUCAUGGUGUCUUCUGGGGCGAGUUUGGAGGUGGCACUCGACGCCGCCGGAACUGCGGGGUUCAGCAUAGAUAACAUUUUUAUAUUUGACGACGAAAUCUACCAGGGAGGAGGCGCAUCUCGUCUUGGCGUGAAAUAUUGGGAUGCGAUCGUAGCGAGCAACUUGGAGGGUGCCCAGUUCCAGUGGGCGCAUCCGAAGGAACCCAAGAAUACGACCUGUGUCAUCAACUACUCUUCCGGCACGACUGGGGUUGCAAAGGGCGUCGAGAUCACACAUUAUAACUACAUGGCCACUAGCACCCAGAUGAUCAGCCUCAUGAAGGAAGAUCCUGACUACGAGAAGAAUUUAAAGGUUGCGAGAGGCCUCUGCAUGCUACCUCUUUACCACGCAUUUGGACAGGUGCUGUACAGCUCUAUUGGGCCCAAGCGCGGAAUUCCAAUCUACAUCAUGCCCAAAUUCGACUUCCUCGAGUUCCUGGGACACAUCUCAACCCACCGCGUCACCGAGCUCCUGAUCGUGCCGCCCGUCGUCACUGCUCUUGCCAAACACCCCGCGGCUAAGAAAGCAGACCUCAGCAGCGUCAAUUACGUCUCCUGCGGCGGUGCGCCACUAAGCUCCUCUCUCGCCCGUGAGGCCGAGACCCUAUGGGGUGGCAAUCUGAACAUCAAGCAAGGUUAUGGCAUGACAGAAACCACGGUUAUAGCCACGGGAAUGAACCCUGCCUUGCUCUCUACCGACGCUUCCGUUGGCUCCCUCGUCUCCGGCCUCUCUGCCCGCCUCGUCGACCCUAAGACUGGCAUCGACGUCCCCGUUCAUCCCGAUUCGACAGGUGAGAUCUGGGUCCGCGGUCCCAACAUCAUGAAAGGCUACUGGCGCAACCCAACCGCCACGGCGGGCACGAUGAGUGACGGGUGGCUAAAGACCGGUGAUAUGGCGAGGGUUGAGAAUGGCCGCUGGUUUAUCGUUGAUCGGUUGAAGGAGCUGAUUAAGGUCAAGGGGUUCCAGGUUGCGCCGGCGGAGCUGGAGGGACUGAUACUGGAGAACCCUAAGGUGGGCGAUGUGGGUGUGGUGGGUGUUAUUGUCCAGGGUGAAGAGUGCCCGAGGGCAUAUGUUGCGCUCAAGCCGGGGAUGACAGCGACGAAGAGGGAGAUCGCCGAGUUCGUCGAGAAGCAGACCACCAGGUAUAAGUGGCUCACUGGAGGUGUCGUGUUUGUGGAUGAAAUACCUAAGAAUCCGUCCGGGAAGAUCCUUAGAAAGGCUCUGCGGGACCUUGCGGCGAAAGAUUCGAAGCUAUAGUAUCAUUGUGAGCACUGGUGCAGCAUCAUCAUUUUUGGAAGGAC